UAACUCGUCUAUUAUUAGCUUAACAUUUCAUACCCAUAUCAACUCAAAUUUUGACAACCCUACAUCAAUUAAGACUAAAACAAGAUGAUGUUCAACAAAUUUGUCUUUUGCGUCUUUUUCCUCUCUGUUGCAACUUUUUCUUCAGUGAAAUCUCAAGGUUUGGUCUGUAGAUCCACUGCAAUUUCCAAAUGUAAAUCUGUAGCUGGUUAUGUAGCACCAAACGCUACAACUCUUGCAAACAUCACAACUCUUUUCGGAGUAACAGACUUCAAUUCGCUCCUCGGAGCUAACAAUUUACCGAUAGACACACCACAGAGCAAAUCAGUGGCUGCUAAUGAGACUAUUAAAAUCCCAUUCACCUGUUCCUGUAAUAACGGAACAGGAAUCUCUGAUAGAAGUCCGGUGUAUACGGUGAAAGCAGGGGAUGGUUUAGAUCACAUCGCGAGGAAUAUAUUUUCAUUGUUAGUCACGUAUCAAGAAAUCGCCGCCGUGAAUAAUAUUAGUGAUGCUAAUUCGAUUGUACCUGGGCAGUCUUUGCGGAUCCCUCUUCCUUGUAGCUGUGAUGAUGUGGAUGAAAUUCAAGUCGUUCAUUAUGUGCACGUGGUGCCUCCCAAAGGAACUUUAGAGAUGAUUGUCGACGAGUUUGGAGCCACAGAAGAGAGUUUAUUGAAACUUAAUAACCUUACUGAUGCCAAAGAACUUAAAGCGGAAUCAGUUCUUGAUGUUCCAUUGAGAGCUUGUACGUCUAUGGUCAGCAAUGCUUCUUCCGAUUAUCCUUUGCUUCUCUCCGAUGGGACUUACACUUAUACAGCCAACAAUUGUAUCAAGUGCACUUGUGACUUAAACAGCCAGAAUUGGAACUUAUUCCCGAAACCCGACGCUUGGACGUUGUAUUGUGAGCCUUCGUCUCCCGCAGAUGUCAAAGUUCAGAAUUGGCAACAAUGUCCUUCGUCCCAGUGCACGAAUGUAUAUGGUACUCCACUGGGGAAACAAUUUAUUGAACUAGGGGCACAAGGAAGCUGCCCAAAUUACUGUGCUUACACUGGAUAUAACAAUCAGUCUCGAAGUAUCUCUACGACCGUAGCAAAUGUAUCCGACUGUACCGUAUCGCCAUGGGUACCAUCUGGAUCGUCAAAGAUGAGUUUGCAGCACUGGAAUUUCUUGCGGCUCACGAUGAACCUUGGCUUACUGCUUUGUAAUGCCCUUAUAUAGAUAUCGUAUUUGAGACAAAAUAAAUAAUCCAAUGGGAAGCAAUGUUGCAGUUGAAUUUUCUACAGUGGUUUUAUAGCCUAUGAUUCGUUAAAUUUAUUGAUUUAUCUAGAUUGGAUAAAAGUAAUAAUCAUAUUUUUAUGUAUUUGGUUUUGAAUGUCAAAAUACAAUUAAGUGAUGUUUGUAUAAAUUGAUAUACAAAAUUUAACAUUUGGAACUUUGGAAUUAUUUUUU
This is a messenger RNA of Papaver somniferum (opium poppy), 1443 nucleotides long. Its product is annotated as lysM domain-containing GPI-anchored protein 2-like. The record is from RefSeq and is a predicted model, not a curated record. The transcript has 4 exons. Bases 85 to 1212 code for a protein of 375 amino acids. NCBI's taxonomy places the organism in Eukaryota, Viridiplantae, Streptophyta, Magnoliopsida, Ranunculales, Papaveraceae.